GAUUACAGCAGGACACGACACGCUGCCUGGGAAACGACUGCCAAGUCACUGUGCUGCUCUGCUGCUGAAAGUCAACCUGACAGGAAGCUGCAGGGAGCUGGACGCUCUCCGUCUCCGGGGAGGACAUCUGAUCUGCUGCUCCUGUGGGAUCAGAUGACAUGAUGCUGCUGCUGCGGGAAACAGGUAAAAACCUGCAGAUCUGAUUCUGUCUCCAGCUGUAAGGUGAACCGGGUCGGGCAGAACCUCGUCUGAAGCUCGGAUUCAGAGUCUGAGAGUGAGGAGAGGAGAUGCUGGGGCUCGUCAGCUGACGUGAUGGGACAUUUUCACACAUCUUUGCUAAUUUAGAGGACCAAGCAUUUGACUGUUAAACUCCUUUUGCCUCCUUUGGUGUGGAGAAACGCCCCCGUCGGUUUUGAAACUUCUGUGGUGGAACGUUGCUCUUUGUGUCAAAACCUUUUAUUUCACAGGAAGAAUGACCCAUGGCUUGUUCAGUCAGAAGGCAGCUUCAUGUUAAUGAGUCGGGUCUCUUUUUGACACUGAGAAGAACCGGGACGUGUGGACCAGAGGAUGACCAUGUCUUCUCCUGUGAGACCAGGGGCUUUCACUCUGGCUCAGCCCAUCCCUGUCCCAACACUGACCGUCCUGCCGCCGUCCUCAGAAACGGAGUCCUGGUCCCGCUCACCAAGUCCCAGACCAUUGCGCUCCGGGCGCCUCAACCGGUCCCACUGCAGCAGGACCCGGACCAAGAGACGCAAAGAAGGGGAUCGGGGCUACGUUUCUGACCCACAGGGGGGGAAAACUCCACAGAUUGUAGUGGAGGAGUCGGCUGAGGGAGGUCUGGUUCCACGAUGCAGCUCCUCGCCUUUCGGGGCGUCUCAAAAGGAGGGAGUACAGGGCGAGGACAGCCCGUCACAUGACCUCCUCCUGCCGCCGGUCCGCUCCUGGUCCCGUAGCCCCUCGCCCAGCCGGCGGUCUCGUUGGUCUCUCAAGAGUCUGCUGAACAAAGACUCAGACGGGGACAGCUGCAGCACAGCCAGCAACUCUCCACGCAGCACCCCGGGCAGCUCUCCCUCCCUGCGGCGCAGGGUCCUUGGGGGAGGCAAGGCCAGCGAGAGUGAGGGGGGAGGAGAGAAGAGCAGCGGAGGAGGAGGAGGAGGUUCUGACAGCCCACUGCCCUCCCUACCCUCAGCCUCCUCGCUGUCGUCCGCCUACCCGCUGGCUUCCCGCCACUUCAGUCGUAACGCCAAGAAAAUGCAGAGCUGGUACAACGUUCUCAGUCCUACGUACAAGCAACGAAACGAAGACUUUCGUAAGAUCUUUAAGAAACUCCCCGACACGGAGCGCCUCAUCGUAGAUUACUCCUGCGCUCUGCAGAAGGACAUCCUGCUUCAGGGUCGCCUUUAUCUGUCAGAGAACUGGCUGUGUUUCUACAGCAACAUCUUCCGCUGGGAGACCACUAUCACCAUCCUGCUGAAGGACGUCACGUCCAUGACCAAGGAGAAGACGGCCAAACUCAUCCCCAACGCCAUCCAGAUCAGCACCGACAACGACAAGCAUUUCUUCACGUCGUUCGGGGCGAGGGAUCGCAGCUUCAUGAUGAUUUUCCGACUGUGGCAGAACGCGCUGUUGGACAAGUCUCUGUCUCCCAAAGAGCUGUGGCACAUCGUGCACCAGUGUUACGGCACCGAACUGGGCCUGACGAGUGAAGAUGACGACUACGUCUCGCCCACGGGUGAACACAUGAACGGACUGCUACCGGGAGACGAGUCGGUGUCGGUCACAGACCUGCUGGACCUGAGCUCCGUGUCGGUUCCCUCCACCGGCAGUUCCCCGCCCCCCCUGGUUCCCUGCACUUUAGUUAGUCCUCCAUCGACCACCAGCCUCGGCGGGACCACCCCGCCCUCCUCGUCGUCAUCAUCCUCCUGUCAGCCCGCAGAGGUUCCCUCCUCAUCAGGAAGCAGGAUCAGCUCAGAACCUGUGGAGCCCAGUCCUCCCAGCUCGCAGGGCUCUCUGCCGCCCACAGCGCCCGCCAACGGCUCGGCCUCUGCAGCCGUUUCCUUCACUCUGGAGGAAGGAGGAGGAGGAGGAGGAGGGGACAGUCAGCCGGAGUCGACCAAUCAAAUGCUGCCCCCACCGACCUGCAGUCUGGGAAACCUCUCCUUGCUGGACAUCACAAACGACGAAGAGCUGCCCACCGACCCGAGCAACUCGUCCGACACGCAGGAAGAGACGUCGGGCGAGGUGGAGUCGUUCUGCGCCGACCUCAGCGGGCGCCUCAACAUCAACGCUGUGGUCCGGAUGAGCGUGGACAAACUGCACGACCUGCUGUUCUCUGCGGACACGCACUUCCUCCAACACCUGUUCUCCCAGAGACACUUCACUGACCUGUCGGUGGGUGAGUGGCAGCAGGACGGCAGCAGUGGGACCACCAGUCGUGUCCUGAGUUACACCAUCACCCUCAACAACCCGCUCAGUCCGAAGACGGCCCCCGUGGUCGAGACGCAGACGUUGCAUAAGAGUUGCUCCCGAGGCGAGUGCUACGUGGUGGACUGUGAGGUCAUCACCUCGGGCAUCCCGUACCAGGACUACUUCUACACGGUCCACAGAUACUGUCUGACCUCCGUCAACAAACACAAGAGCCGACUCAGAGUUUCCUCAGAGAUCUGCUACAGGAAGCAGCCGUGGAGUUUGGUCAAAGCGCUGAUCGAGAAGAACACCUGGAGCGGCAUCGAGGAGUACUACAGACACAUGGAGAACGAGGUAUGCAAGCUGGAGAUGCUGCUGCAGUCUGAGGUUACCGUGGUAACCGCAGGCGAAGCCAUGGGCGCUGCCGCCGCCAAGACUCCGCCUUCUCUGCGGCGCAGGAAACGCCACUGCUCCCGGAGGCAGAACGAGAAGGAGAGGGAGGGGGGCGGCGUGGACUCUGGGGGUCGAGGAGAUCGAGGAGUCGGGGAGGAGAGGGACCGCAGGGAAACCAGCACUCCAUUCAUGAAGCUGGGUGAGCGCGCACGUGUCGGAGGUCAGAGCAGCAUCUCCACCAUCCUCCUCAUCGUCAGCUUCAUGAUCUGUAUCAGUCUGGUGGUUCUGGUGGCGCUCAACAUGCUGCUGUUCUACAAGCUGUACGCUCUGGAGCGGGCCGCUCACACUCUGGAGAGAUGGCACUCCUACUCUAUAACUGACAGCCCGUUGCCUCAGACUUCAGGGGAGUGGGCUCAGGUUCUGCACCUGCAGAGACAGUUCCAUCAGGCCCAGCUCGGCAAGUGGCAGCAGGUUCUGCAGUCCUCCGUCACACUCCUGGACCAGAUGAAGCAGUCGUUGGAAAAACUCCACCGGAACAUCGUGGUCCCGGAGGUCCAGCAGAAUCCGUCAGAUGAUGCUCCGGCAGAGUCUCGGACUGAAACCUGAGGCGUCCAGAACCACCCUGAAACCGUCUGUUAGUACUGAUCAAAAACCCACUUGGGUUGGGACCUACAGGUGAACUACAUUACCCACAAUCCUCCACUCCUGACUGACUUGAAAUGGCUUCCGACGCCUUGGGCUUCUUCCGGACCGAAGCUUCCAGAACCACAGCAAUAAUCCUGCAUCCCAUCUGUAUAUAGUGCACGGAACCGGGCCACUGGUGGGCCCGUUCGUGCCGCCCGCCAAUCAUUUCAGUUUGCUGCAGACUCCGCCCCCUCCUCCAGCCCGGGACAGGACUAUGGACUCGGACUCGGACCACAGCAGUAUUUAUUGCCUCUGAAGUCUCAUCCUGCUCUGAAGAAGUCAUGUGACGGCUGUGCUGCGCUCCGAUUGGCUGCUGAGUUACGGACCAAUAGAUGAGGAACAAAAACCCGUUUCAGCAAUAAUGAGAAAAGUUCUGGUUCUGUUGGAAUGUUUCCAGAUAAAAAAGGGUUAAAUUAAA
Molecule: messenger RNA, 3901 nt
Organism: Nematolebias whitei (Rio pearlfish)
Lineage: Eukaryota; Metazoa; Chordata; Actinopteri; Cyprinodontiformes; Rivulidae
Gene: gramd1a
Product: GRAM domain containing 1A
Exons: 22
Coding region: 568-3405 (945 amino acids)
Biological process (GO): intracellular sterol transport
Cellular component (GO): plasma membrane; endoplasmic reticulum membrane; endoplasmic reticulum-plasma membrane contact site
Molecular function (GO): sterol binding; sterol transfer activity
Source: RefSeq, a predicted model, not a curated record